AGUUGGUGAGAAGUCUCGGAGCUCAGACUUGGAUUAUCUUCCCUCAAACCCCGGGAACUGUCUCUGCUUCUCCUGCAGGAUCACAGCCGAUUUUUUCUAUAGGCUUUAUUGGCGUUUUCAACAUUUUUUUCACUUAUUUUCCCUUUUUUCGACGUGUGUCACGUUUUUCAACGUUUUGGGCAUUUUUUCUGACAUUUCUGUCGCUUCUUUCAACGUCUUUGGACCCUUUGUUGCCAUUAUUAUCUUGCCCAGCAUUGCCUCCCUCCCCUGCCUGUAUGCCCCGGGCCGGCCCUGUGCAGGACUCUCUCCGUCCGAUGGAUAACUCGUGCUACCUGUGCGCGCUGUUUCUGCUCGCGCUCUCUCUGGAGGGCAUCAUGUGCCAACACUACUAUCUCCUCCGGCCCAUUCCCAGCGACACUCUGCCCGUUGUGGACCUACGGGAGGACCCGGACCCGGCGCUGGACCCCCGGGAGAAAGACCUGAACGACACGGAGCUCCGGAGCGCGCUGGGCAGCCACUUCGACCCGCUGUGCAUGUCGCUGUCCGCGCCGCCGCCGGAGGACAGGCACGCGCCCGGUGGGAGUGAGGAUGUAACCGAGGCGGAGCUGCGAUACAGGCUGUCUGGAGCCAUGCCCAAAGACAUCAGGGCCAUGGAGUUCGAGGUCCAGCACGGUCGGAAGCAGAAGCCGAGUAAGAAGCUGCGCCGGCGGCUGCAGCUGUGGCUGUGGUCGUACACCGGCUGCCCGGUAGUGUCCGCGUGGAGCGACCUGGGCACCCGCUUCUGGCCGCGCUACCUGAAGGUGGGCAGCUGCUACAAUAAGCGCUCCUGUUCCGUCCCUGAAGGGAUGUUCUGCAAACCUGCCAAAUCCACUCAUUUAACGAUCCUGCGAUGGCGCUGCCUGCAGAGGAAGGGGGGGCUGAAAUGCGCCUGGAUACCCGUUCAGUACCCCGUUAUAUCCGAGUGCAAAUGCUCGUGCCACAACUGAAAAUCCAAACUUUAUUUUUUAAUGAUUGUUUUCAGACAUUUUACGAGCCGUUUCAACUCUGAUGAGUCAGACAAAAACAGGUUUUCUUGCAGCAGAGUGAAGAAAUGUGUCUUUCUUCCAAACAUUUCAACAUUUUUAUGUGACUGCAAACGCUCGUGCCUUCAACUGAAAACGACUCUGCAACCAAAAUCAGAUUUUUCUGAUUAUUUUCAGACACAAGCAGAGAUCUUUACGAGCUGUUUAAACUCCAAACAGACUAAAACUGGUUUUCUUGCAGAAGAGUGAAGAAAUGUGUCUUUAUUUCAAACAUUUCAACAUUUUGUGUGAGUGCAAACGCUCGGGCCGCAAUUACAAGAGCGACUAAAUCAAACUUUUUGGAGUACUUUCAGACACAAGUAGUGAUCUUUACGAACCUUUUAUAUCUGAGUGCAAAUGCUCACUGAAAAAAACCCUAAAAAACUGUGAUCUUUAGGAGCAUUUAUGGAAGAGGAUUGGGGCCAUAUGUAAAAAAAAAAAUGUACUUUAGUUCUGAGUUUAAAGUCACAAUCCUGACUUUCUUGCUUAGAAUUAUGACUUUUUUGAGUUGUUGUAUUUUCAAGUUUAACAAAAAGUCUGAAUUCUCAGAACUCAAAUACAUGUUUCACACGCAGCUCUGAUCAUCUUCCGUAGAUUUUUAACCUCUGAGGACUCAGACAAGAACUUGUUUUCUUGCAGCAGAGUGAAGAAAUGUGUCUUUGUGUCAAACCUUUCAACGUUUUAAGCGACUGCAAACGCUCGUGUCCCUACUGGAAACCAGACUCUGCAACUAAAUCAGACUUUUGGGAUUGUUUUCAGACACAAGCAGAGAUCCUCAGGAGCAUUUUACGGAAGAUGAUUAGUGCCACAUGUGGAACGUGUGUUUGAGUUCUGAGUUUAAAGUCACAAUUCUGAGUUUUUUUUUUUUUUUUUAAGUUAAACAAAAGUCAGAAUUGUGACUUUAAACUCAAAUUCAUUUUUUACAAUUCAAUGUUAUCAUCAAACAGCAAACACAUUAAAAGAAAACACGAAUAGAAAUAAUAAUACACAAGAUAAUCAACAAACACAUCAAGACAUACAAGUGCAACCAUACAAAAUUCACGCACGCGCGCGCACGCACGCACACACACACACACAC
Sander lucioperca (pikeperch) is the source of this 2139-nucleotide messenger RNA. RefSeq names its product noggin-3-like. Lineage: Eukaryota; Metazoa; Chordata; Actinopteri; Perciformes; Percidae. The record is from RefSeq and is a predicted model, not a curated record. The coding region runs from base 276 to 986 and encodes 236 amino acids. The transcript has a single exon. Gene Ontology annotation, biological process: dorsal/ventral pattern formation; negative regulation of BMP signaling pathway; negative regulation of cell differentiation.